Zootoca vivipara (common lizard) is the source of this 1670-nucleotide messenger RNA. RefSeq names its product heparan sulfate glucosamine 3-O-sulfotransferase 1-like. The record is from RefSeq and is a predicted model, not a curated record. Gene Ontology annotation, molecular function: [heparan sulfate]-glucosamine 3-sulfotransferase activity. Lineage: Eukaryota; Metazoa; Chordata; Lepidosauria; Squamata; Lacertidae.
AUGGCUAGAGCCUGCUUACUGCUCCUGCUUCUGAAGAUGUGUGGAAUCAACACAGAGGAGGAAACAAAGAUCCCCUGGGGCUGGAAAGCCCCAUGGAAAAGAAACAACACUCAGAUCUCAAGUGAAGAUUGGAAGCAACGGCUGCCCCAAAGCAUAAUUAUUGGGGUGCGGAAAGGAGGCACACGGGCCCUGCUGGAGAUGCUGAGUCUGCAUCCCCAGGUGGCAGCUGCCCAUUCCGAGGUGCAUUUCUUCAAUGUGGAGGAGAAUUACCGCAAAGGACUUGGUUGGUACAGUCAGCAGAUGCCUAUUUCACACCCCACUCAAAUCACCGUGGAAAAGACACCAGGCUAUUUUUCUUCUCUCAAAGCCCCGGAAAGGAUCCAUGCCAUGGACAGCUCACUGAAGCUCCUGCUGAUCGUACGGGACCCUGUGGAAAGACUGGUGUCUGAUUACACACAAAUCCUUCACAACCGCAAGGCACGGCACAAGCCCUACCAAGCUCUGGAGCAGAUUCUCUUUAGGCAGGGCCAGGAACUCAACACCCGGUACAAAGCCAUGCAGCGCAGCCUGUAUGCCUUACACCUGGCUCGGUGGCUGGAGUUCUUUCCCCGGUCACAGAUUCACGUGGUGGAUGGAGGCACCCUAAUCCGGGAGCCACUCUCAGAGAUGCGCCACGUAGAGCACUUCUUGGGACUGGAGCCUUACCUUGGCCCAGACAACUUUUACUUCAACCAGACCAAGGGCUUCUACUGCCUACAAGCAAAGGGGUAUCAGCACUGCCUAGACCAAUCCAAAGGACGACCUCAUCCCACCAUUGAUGAAGUACUGCUCGAGCAACUCUGCACAUACUUCAGUGAGCACAACGAGAACUUCUUUGCUAUGGUGGGUCGAACGUUCAACUGGUGCUAAGUUCUGCUUUGGGGCUUACAGGUGUGUUCUGUUGGGACAGAGAAAAAUCAGAGAAUGGCCUCCAGAUGUUUAGAAAAACUUUUUUUGUGGUAGAGGUCUGUACGCUCUUCUUUUGACUGGGCUAGGAGAAGAGCUCUAUCGAUAUGGGCUUUGCUCAGUGGUACACACGUUUAGAGGAAAACAGCACAACAGAAGUAGCUUUCACACUGGAGACUGGAAAGAGCACUUUCACACAAAAAAUUCACAGCAAGUGGAGCUAUGUCCUCUGCAGCUGUGUGCCCAGGAAAUGCUAUAUUCUAGGCCAGCCUUCCCCAAGCUGGUGCCCUCCAGAUGCUUUGCACUACAACUCCUAUCUUCCCUUACCACUGGCCAUGCUAGCUGAGCCUAGUGGGAAUCGCAAUCCAAAAUAUAAUCCACAUCUUGUUCGGCGUCUAUUUCCAGCAAUUGUGUGCUGCAUGAAAAGCCACCUGUUCUCAGCGUUAACUGCCUCUCCAAUAUUCCCACACAACACAACCAGCUGCAGGAACUUUUUCCAUUCACUUAAUGUCCAACACCUGAAAGCCAAGUAAUUCUUUUUCUGUUCAACAGAGGGCAGCAGUUCCAAAGACAAGAGUUCCUGAAGUACUGUACUCCGUGUAACUGAAUACAGGACAGAUAAGUCUGAUACUGUAUACCCAUUUGGAUAUCUUGAAUCUAUUAUAAAUAUAUCAAGUCCGUAUAGUCAGGCCACCAACUAGAAUAAAGGGCAAUUUUCAUUUCAA